This is a messenger RNA of Sabethes cyaneus, 1833 nucleotides long. Its product is annotated as zinc finger protein ZFP2. Gene Ontology annotation, cellular component: nucleus. The record is from RefSeq and is a predicted model, not a curated record. Gene Ontology annotation, molecular function: DNA-binding transcription factor activity, RNA polymerase II-specific; RNA polymerase II transcription regulatory region sequence-specific DNA binding. The transcript has 4 exons. NCBI's taxonomy places the organism in Eukaryota, Metazoa, Arthropoda, Insecta, Diptera, Culicidae. Gene Ontology annotation, biological process: regulation of transcription by RNA polymerase II. The coding region runs from base 1 to 1833 and encodes 610 amino acids.
AUGUGCACCAAAAGUCUAUCGUGUCCGCUUUGCUGUCAGUCGAACUUUCCCAACAUCGAUGCCUUACGUAUUAGCUUGCUAAAGGUUACAUCGCGGCCAUUAAAAUGUCCGAUCUGUGCUGAGCAAUUGCUCGGGUUAGAUAAAUUGACGAUUCAUCUUUUCGGACAUUCGAUCCUGGGGCAAGAAGAAGAGCGCAUUCCCGAAGUGGUAGAGGAAAAAAAGAAGCCUACAAUUACAGCUUCGCUGAAAAAUGUUAGAAAACCCAAGAAAGAAGCGACAACUAGUGCAGGUGGCACGAAUAAUGGAAACCAUCGGGAGAAGCAAACUGUCAACAAAGUUAAGUGCGACAUUUGCGCAGACGAAUUUAGUGAUCACAAUUUUCUCAAAAUGCAUAAAUCAGUUUUUCAUGAGUUUCCAGCAACACCAAGCGGAAACGAACCGAAGGAUCUCUUCCAGUGUAGCAUGUGUCCAAAAGCUUUUAGGAUGAAAGGAUCAUUGAAGAUUCAUAUGCGGGUGGUGCAUUUAGGAUGCCAGAAAAAAUACUCGCAAAGUAGUACCGAUUGUGCUACCUCUCAAUUGCCAGUCACUACUAGUACCACCACAACAUCCGUUUACCAAUAUCAAGACGUAAUGCAGUUCGAUGUGCAAAGUAAUAGACAACUGAUGUCAGCACAAAAUCAAUCCCAACCUCCACCGCUUACCCCAACGGUUUCAUUAUCUGCUCCAAUGGGUCAACCUCAGAUAAUUAAAAUUCUAGACCCUAGGCAGUUGGCUGAAUUCAUCUACGUAGCCAACCAGCAGCAGCACCAAAUAGUCGAACAUGCCACACCGAAUGGCAGCCCACCCAGUGCUGCCUCUCCGGUUGGUCACUUUUCUGACGUCCCUUCGCCAUCACUGCCCUCUCCGCAAUCGAUGGGAACUAUUCCGGAAACGAACAAACAAUGGGAAUGUGACGUUUGUUUGAAAAGUUUCACUACUAAAUACUUUCUCAAAAAGCAUAAACGGCUUCAUACAGGUGAAAUGCCUUAUUCGUGCCAAAUCUGCGGAAAAUCGUUCACCUUCCAGCAGUCCUAUCACAAGCAUCUGCUGUAUCACAGUGACGAAAAACCGCACAUCUGUACGGUGUGCGGUCGAGCGUUCAAAGAACUUUCGACGCUUCACAACCACGAACGGAUUCACAGCGGCGAGAAACCCUUCUCUUGCGAAACUUGCGGCAAGUGCUUUCGACAGCGGGUAUCCUAUCUAGUUCACAGACGAAUCCACACCAACACACAACCAUACAAGUGCACUGCAUGUGAUAAAAGCUUUCGUUACAAGGUAUCCCAGCGGACACACAAAUGUCCGGCCCAACCGCCGGGCACCGUGGUGCGCCAAACCGGCGAUUUACUGCAAAAGCUGCUUCAAUCGUCCGCCAUUCUACCGACCCUGCAGGACGUAUCCUCCCCGAUGACCGAUUCGGAUCCACCGGCCUCCAUCGAGAGUACCACCGACCAAUCCGAACCGCAGGAGAUAAAGCCUGAAGACUACAUCAAUCGUACUCUGGACGAACUGUUCAACGAAUCGUACGACAAGAUGGGCAUCGGACACCACAGUGGCAGCUACGAAAUCGGUCAAAAUCAACCUCGUAACAUGCUAUUCGAGCCAUCGAGUCAACCGGACAAUCAGGACCACCACUCGGCAACCGGCAGCAGCAGCAGCACCGGUGAAAAUGGCAUCGUUCCCCGAAUCGAAAACCUUUGCUUACUUUCUCCCAAUCCCCAGGAUGUUAUUACGUUCGACGGGGAAACCAUGGGGGUCAUUGAUUCGAUCAAGCUAGAUCUGUUGUAUAACUGA